AAAGAAAAAACUAAAAGCUUCACAUUUUUCUUCUUCUAAAUAUGGCAAUGACAACAAAUCUGCUGGCCACAAGCAAGGCCGUCAAGUUGCAUGACGUCCGCUUCUUCUCCUCUUUCCUCAGCAGACCGAACCACUUCUUGGCUUGUCGUUUGCCACAGUCGAUCACACGUAGAGUCCAAACUUCUCUUUGUUAUCGUGAAACGUCGUUUAAAGCUGUGUCUCCUGAGCCAGAACCAAGUAGCGUCAGUGAUGGAGUUGGAAUCACCCGUUUCUUGAAGGGAAAAACCUAUCUUGUUACUGGUGCAACAGGUUUUCUUGCUAAAGUGCUGAUUGAGAAAUUAUUGAGGGCAAGUCCUGAUAUUGGGAAGAUAUUCAUUCUGAUAAAAUCCAAGGAUCAAGAAUCAGCCAACAAGAGACUCUAUGAUGAGAUCAUAAGCUCGGAUCUGUUCAAUCAUUUGAAGCAAAUGCAUGGGAGAUCUUAUGAAGAAUUUAUGAAAAGCAAGUUGAUUCCAAUAAUUGGAGACAUAGGAGAGGACAAUCUGGGGGUCGGAUCUGAAAUAGCAGCCAAGAUUAGUGGCGAAAUUGAUGUCGUUAUAAGCUGUGCAGGUCGCACGACAUUUGACGACAGAUACGACCUUGCUUUAAAUGUCAACGCUCUUGGACCUGGUCGGCUCUUGAGCUUUGCCAAAGACUGCAAGAAACUGAAACUCUUUCUCCAUAUCUCAACUGAGCCGUGCUCACUAUGCUACAAGAAAGGCAAUUGCCUUAGAGCAACCGCAUUGAAGAGUCUUAUGGGAGCUUAUGUGACUGGUAAGAAAGAGGGAACAGUACUAGAGGCUCCUCUCUGCGUUGGAAAAAACAUAACUUCUGACUUGAACGUCGAACAUGAGCUCAAAUUAGCUUCAGAAGCUGUGAGAAAGUUCCAUGGCAGUGGAGAAAUCAAGAAGCUGAAAGAACUUGGCAUCCAAAGAGCUCAACACUAUGGCUGGGAAAACACUUACACGUUCACAAAAGCAAUGGGUGAGACUUUAAUCCAAACCAUGCGAGAAGAUGUGCCUGUAGUGAUCAUAAGGCCUAGUAUUAUAGAAAGCUCUUACAAGGAGCCUUUCCCCGGCUGGAUCCAAGGAAUAAGGAUGACUGAUCCAAUGAUCUUGGCCUAUGGUAAAGGCCAAAUUUCUGGCUUCUGGGGAGAUUCUCAAUCUUUUUUGGACAUUAUACCUGUUGAUAUGGUUGUGAAUGCGACAAUAGCAGCCAUGGCAAAGCAUGGUUGUCGAAACUCCGAUCUCAAAGUUUACAAUGUCACUUCUUCAUCUCAUGCGCAUCCCCUACGAGCUGGCGAGUAUAUGGACCUCGCUUAUCAACAUUUGUGUGACUUUCCAUUGACAGUGAUAGACUUAGAGCGAUGGAAAUUCCACAGUUCCUUAGAUGGUUUCACCUCCUCGGUAUUCGACAUAAUAGCAAAACAGGAAAGGGGAACUACGAAUGAAGGUGGAGAAGCAGAAGAGUCACAUACCACAUUGAGCUUCAAGGGAAAAAGAAUACUAGACUAUUUUGUGUCCCUAGCAAGAACAUAUGAGCCUUACGCGUUCUUUCAAGCUCGGUUUGAUGACACCAAUACAAGGAGUCUUAUUCAGGAGAUGUCAAUGGAAGAGAUAGAGAUGUUUGACUUUGAUGUCAAAAGCAUUGACUGGGAGCAUUACAUUGUGAACGUUCAUCUUCCAGGUCUCAAAAGGGAAUCUUUGAAGGAAAGAUCAAAUUAAAAAGUGAUUUGGUUGGUGCAACUACUUGAGCUCACCAAAUGUAACAAAACAUAUUGUUUUUUUUUAAAUGAAUUUUCUAAAUGUUGUAAAAGUAAUGGAAAAGUCUAUCUUUAUUCA
Molecule: messenger RNA, 1877 nt
Organism: Brassica oleracea var. oleracea
Lineage: Eukaryota; Viridiplantae; Streptophyta; Magnoliopsida; Brassicales; Brassicaceae
Product: fatty acyl-CoA reductase 6, chloroplastic-like
Exons: 9
Coding region: 42-1760 (572 amino acids)
Biological process (GO): suberin biosynthetic process; long-chain fatty-acyl-CoA metabolic process
Cellular component (GO): intracellular membrane-bounded organelle
Molecular function (GO): alcohol-forming very long-chain fatty acyl-CoA reductase (NADP+) activity
Source: RefSeq, a predicted model, not a curated record